UCUCUUUCCGGCCCCUGUGUGUGUCCGUUUCCUCUCUCAGACGCCGUCGGUUUGACUGGGACUGAAACUGAGAGAGUGUAGAACCGAUACCAACAUGCCUACGCCGGGAUCCUAGACCGAGCCCUCCAGAUCGACAGUGCCAGAGGAAUCGGGGGCGGAAAGGAAGGGGAGCCGGAGUAGUCGAUGGAUAAAGGGCAUGGUUUGGUUAUACCGUGCCAACGCUCUACCUGAUGGCGCUUUAACUACAGACGCUAAGCUUCUCCACUCUCCCGUUUCAUCUUCUCUUUCUGGUUACAUGUAGAUUGUACGGUUGCGUUUCGAAUUCGCGAUUGUAUUUCAGGGAAAUACAGUGAAAUAAUGGUGGUUUCUGAGCAAGAGGAAAACAAAUUAAGAAUCGCCACUUAGAAAUCCCACUAACCUGCCUCUCUUCUAUUUCAUGACCGAGGGAAGCUGGAUAAGCAACACAUCACACUGCUUUUUUUUUUUUUAUUUCAUCUUCAUCCUGCACGGUGGAAACUUUGUAACUUCGCAUUGUGGAUUAUAGUAACAUUGAUUUUAAUGUUUUAAGAAGGAACAAAAACACAGCAACAUUUUAUGUUUUUUUUACGCAUUUACGCAAAUGGUUUAAUUCAGUUUUUGUACAAUAUUUUUUACAUUAAGUAUGAUUUAUAUCGUAAUUUUGUUAUGUAUUGUAUAGUCGAAUUAUUUAUCCAUUUCUAUUUCAAUAUUAUAAGAACCCCCUUCUAAUAUAUUUGUAAUUUUUAGCAUACUAUACAUUAAAAUGCGAUGUAUUAUUUUUAUUAUUAUUAUUGAUCCGUUUUUAUUUGUAUUGUAUUAGUCUUUCAUUUUAAAAUUGCAUUUCAAUAUUAUAAGGACGCCUUCCAAUACAGUUUUUAAUAUAUAUAUACAUGCCAUGUUUCUUUAAACCGCGUAGUAUUGUUAUUUGUUAUUAUUAUUCAUAUUUUUUUUAUCAGUACAGUAUUAGUGAUUCGUGACCUGUGAGGUCUACUUUGUCAUGCUCUGAAGAUGUCCCUUGCCAGAGUAGGCACCAAUUCGAAUGGGUGUUUGGAGGACACCGCUAACGGCACAGUACCGAGCAGCACGCUCCGGAUGCUGGACUGGGGCGAGUCCGGCGCGCGGGUGCUGCGGAGCUUGGAUAUGGGCACAGUCAUGACUCUGUUCUACCAGAAAAAGUCCCAGAGACCCGAGAGAAGAACUUUCCAGGUUAAACAAGAAACCAGACAGAUCAUAUGGAGCCGCAACCGCGACAAAAUAGAAGGAGAAAUCGAUAUACGGGAGAUCAAAGAGAUUCGGCUGGGGAAGUCCUCUCGUGAUUUUGAUCGGUACCCGGAGGAGGUGAGGAAGCUGGACUUCUCUCAGUGUUUCAUCAUCCUGUACGGCAUGGAGUUCCGGCUCAAGACUCUCAGCGUGGCCGCCUUUAGUGAGGAGGAGGUGACCCUGUGGAUAACUGGCUUGACCUGGCUGGUGAUGGACUCUCAGAAGGCUUCUGCACCUUAUCAGAUCGACAGGUGGCUCCGGAAACAGUUUGACUCCAUGGACAGGAACCGAGAAGGCAGCAUCACAGUGAAGGAUUUGAAAGCCAUGCUGCCCCAGGCAAACUACCGAGUUCCCAACAUGAGAUUCCUCAGAGACAAACUGCUGGAGGUAGAAGCUCGCUCUGAACUGUCUUUCACACACUUCACUCAGCUCUACAAGAACCUCAUGUUCGAUGCCCAGAAAUCAAUCAUUGACCAGCUCGAGCUGUCCUUCCCUCUCAGGAAUGUGGACAGGCCGGAGCUCUGUCAGAUAACCCUGUAUGACUUCCAGAAGUUCCUCCAGUUAGAUCAGAAGGAAGGCUGGGCGAGUGAUCUGAGCAGGGUGAGAGAGUUCAUGAACAGCUACCAGAAGGAGUCUCAGAGACACACCGAACCCACCCUGCAGCUGGACGAGUUCCUGACGUUCCUGCUGUCGAAGGAGAACAUGAUCGUGGAGCGAGGCGGCGGGCAGGUCCGCCUUGAGGAGAUGAAGCACCCGCUGUCACAGUACUGGAUCAGCUCCUCUCAUAACACGUACCUGACUGGUGACCAGUUCUCCAGCGAGUCAUCACUGGAAGCCUAUGCUCGCUGUCUCCGAAUGGGCUGCCGCUGCAUCGAGUUGGAUUGCUGGGACGGGCCAGACGACCUGCCCAUCAUCUACCACGGACACACUCUGACGUCCAAAAUCAAGUUCCUGGAUGUACUGUACACCAUCAAAGAGCAGGCCUUCGUCACCUCUGAGUUUCCUGUCAUCCUGUCCAUUGAGGACCACUGCAGCGUGGUCCAGCAGAGGAACAUGGCCUCGCUCUUCAAGAAGGUCUUUGGAGACAUGCUGCUCACCAAGCCAGUGGACAUCAACGCAGACGAGCUCCCCUCCCCAUACCAGCUCCGCAGGAAGAUAAUCAUCAAGCACAAGAAGCUGGUGGAAGGGAACAUGUAUGAGGAGGUGUCUUCAGCCAGCUACUCCGAAAACGACAUCAGCAACUCCAUCAAGAACGGAAUCCUGUACCUGGAGGACCCCAUCGAUCAUAACUGGAGCCCUCACUACUUUGUGCUGACCAGCAAUAAGAUCUAUUACUCUGAGGAGACGUCACGCUACCAGAGCACGGACGAGGAGGAGGAAGAGGAGCACAAGGAGGAGUCCAAUAACAACGAGCUGCACUUCAAUGAGAAGUGGUUUCAUGGGAAGCUGGGCGGAGGGCGCGACGGGAGGCAGAUUGCAGAGAAGCUUCUCCACGAGUACUGCGGGGAGAGUGGGGGCAAGGAUGGCACAUUCCUGGUGAGGGAGAGUGAGACCUUCGUGGGGGACUUUACCCUGUCCUUCUGGAGGUCUAGCCGUGUCCAGCACUGCCGGAUACACUCGCGACAGGAGGCCGGUGUCACAAAGUUCUACCUGACAGAUAACCUGGUGUUCGACAGCCUCUACAGCCUCAUCUGCCACUACCGCGAGGUGCCCUUGCGCUGCAACGAGUUUGAGAUGAGACUGAGCGACCCUGUGCCCCAGCCCAAUGCACACGAGAGCAAGGAGUGGUUCCAUGCGAACCUGUCCCGCUUGCAGGCUGAGCACAUGCUGAUGAGGGUCCCGCGUGAUGGAGCGUUCCUGGUGCGCAAGCGGAGCGAGCCCAACUCCUUCGCCAUCUCCUUCAGGGCAGAGGGGAAGAUAAAGCACUGUCGGAUCCAGCAGGAAGGUCGUCUCUUCAUGCUGGGCAGCUCAGCCGAGUUUGAGAGCCUGCUGGACCUGAUCAGCUACUACGAGAAGCACCCGCUGUACCGCAAGAUGAGACUGCGCUACCCCAUCAAUGAGGAGACUCUGGAGAAGAUGGGCACCACGGAGCUGGACUAUGGAGCUCUGUACGAGGUGCGGACUCCUCACUUCUAUGUGGAAGCGAACAAGAUGCCUACAGCCAGGUGCACUGUGAAGGCUCUGUAUGACUAUCGAGCCCAGAGGGAGGACGAACUCUCCUUCCCAAAGCAAGCCAUCAUUCUCAACGUGGACAAGCAGGAGGGGGGCUGGUGGCGUGGUGACUACGGGGGUAAGAAGCAGCUGUGGUUCCCAGCCAAUUACGUGGAGGAGAUUCCCACCUCCCCUGCACAGGGGCAGGACGAGGCAUCCGUCGAGAACAGCCCCCUGGGAAACUUCCUCAAGGGCUUUAUUGAUGUGCCGACCUGCCACGUAGUGGUUCACAAGGAUGGGAAGAGCUCCCGGCCCUUCGUCUUCACACUGCACUCCCAGUCUCAUCCUGUCCAGAUGCUGGACGUGGCUGCUGACAGUCUGGAGGACCUCAACGACUGGGUCGCCAAGAUAAGAGAGGCAACACAGAAUGCUGAUGCCAGGAUGCAGGAAGGGAAGCAGAUGGAGCGCAGGAAGAAGAUUGCCCUGGAGCUCUCAGAGCUGGUGGUGUACUGCCGGCCCGUGCCCUUCGACGAGGACAAGAUCGGCACAGACAAGGCUUAUUACCGUGACAUGUCCUCGUUUCCCGAGACCAAGGCUGAAAAGUAUGCGAACCGCAGCAAGGGCAAGAAGUUCCUGCAGUACAACCGGAGGCAGCUCUCUCGUGUCUACCCCAAGGGCCAGCGCCUCGACUCCUCCAACUACGACCCCCUGCCCAUGUGGCUAUGCGGGAGCCAGCUGGUCGCCCUCAACUUCCAGACCCCAGACAAGCCGAUGCAGCUGAACCAGGCCCUGUUCACACUGGGGGGGCGCAGCGGCUAUGUGCUGCAGCCUGACAUUCUGAGAGAGGACAGCUUCGACCCCUUCGACAAGAGCAGUCUCAAACCGGUGGAGCCCAUCACUGUGCAGCUGCAGAUCCUGGGGGCACGGCACCUCCCCAAGAACGGCCGCAGCAUCGUGUGCCCCUUCGUGGAGGUAGAGGUGUGCGGAGCCGAGUACGACAGCAGCAAGUGCAAGACUGACGUCGUGGCGGAUAAUGGUUUGAAUCCAGUCUGGUUGCAGAAGCCGUUUGUGUUGGACAUCAACAACCCUGACUUCUGCUUCCUGCGCUUCGUAGUGUAUGAGGAGGAUAUGUUCAGCGACCCCAACUUCCUGGCGCAGGCUGUGUUUCCUGUCAAGGAGCUCAAGACUGGGUACCGCUCAGUCCCUCUGAAGAACAGCUACAGUGAAGAUCUGGAAAUGGCCUCCUUGCUGGUACACAUCGAGAUUGUCAAUGCCAAGGAGGAGGAUGAGGAGAACCUGUACUCCUCGAUCCAGCAGCUCCGGGAUCGCACCAGUGAGCUGUCCAGCCAGGUAUCCUCCUUUGAAAGGAGCAACGCCUGUGACCAGCGAUACCAGCAGCGUGUGGACGAGCUCCGAGCGGCACAGGAGCAGCUCACUGAGCUCACAGAGGCUCGCACCCGGAGGCUGAUGGAGAAGAAGAGGCGGGAGAAACUACGCCAGCAGAUGGCGACAAAACGCAGCUAAGCAAACCAGCAGGGGGAGCUGGCGAGACAGAGGAAACAGCCAGGUCCGUUUCCAUGGACACGCUGGAGUUGCGGUCUUCUGGGCAAUCCUUGCACAUGCAUCUCCUGUAUGAAGCAAAAAACAAACAAAGAAAGAGACAGACUUCGGUGUUGAAGGAAUUUCAAAUCAUGCAGCUUUCUGUGCCUUUACAUUUCUUUCCUCUCUUAAUAAUAAGUAAAAUAGGUCAGGUCAAUAUAGUGUGUACUCAUAUUCCUCUUAUAAACGUUUGUCAUAGUAAAAGCAUAGCAAAGUGCAAGAAAGCACAGCGAAAGCAUAGGUAAGCAUUGCAAAGCAAAGAGAGGUAUGGUAAAGCAUAUUAAAAGACAUGGCCAACCAUGGGAAAUAGUAUAACAGUUGGAAAAGCACUGGAAAACUACAAAAUUACAGUGAACAUUUACUGUGGUAAACUUUUAUAAGGAUAGCUUAAGCACAUAUCUACAGUAAGGGGUGCAUUGUCACAGCCUGGCAAUAUACAGGGUGAUUCAUAAUUGGUGCUACAUUGUCGUUUUGCAUUGUUUUCAAUUCUACUUAUAUGUCGACAUUGUUGAACCGCCCUCUUGUGGCCGAAUGGUGCAUUUCAUCCCCCACAUACCCUCCAGUUUUUCAGAUGCUCCAAUAAUGUGUGAAUUAUGAAUCACCCUGUGCUAAGAAACACCAGUCACUAAAAUAGUGUGGACCAGUUUCUGGGCUGGAGUUUUGCCAGUGAGGCUUUUCCUAAAAUCUAAUUUAAGCAAUGUUUAAAAAUUCCACAGUCGCUGCUACUGCUGCAAUACAGUUCAGAGCUGUCAAAUUAUAGCAUUGCUAUCCUUUCAGUUUCCAAAUAACAAAAACAAACAAAAAACUAAAAUAAGAAAAACAGUUAGCUUUCUCAGUAUAUUGUUAUUUGGUACUUCUUUAAAGACCUGUGUAUGUUAUUAAAGCGCUUUGUGAUGGUGGUCCACUAUGAAAGGCACUAUAUAAAAUAAAGAUUGAUUGAUUGAUUGAUUGAUUAUUCCCUAUUUUAAAACACUGAUUUAUAGUAAAAACAUAGCAACGUGUAAUACAGCAUAGUGCAAGCAUGGGAAAGCUUAUAGAGGUGUGGUAAAGCAUAUUCAAAGAAAUGGCCAACUAUGGUAAAUGCACAGUACAAACAAGGGAAAAGCAUGGAGGAAAACUGCAAAAUGACAUGCAAAUCUACUGUGCUAAACCUUUAGAAGGGUAGCUCAGCACAUGUAACUAAAAGUGCUCGUCUUCUCUCAAUUAGCAGUGGUGAGUCUCCUGACACAAGGCCAGGAAGAACCUCAGGGUACUCGUUUCUCAGAGACCCCCCCCCCCUGUUACUUACAGUGCUCUAUGCAAAACCGCAGAAGCGUUUUGUUACAUUAAUGGCCUUUAGAGGGUGUUCCCAGUAUCCUAGAAUGUAUGAGAGGCAGGUGGGGAUGCUGCACAUCUCACAGAAUGGUGUGGUUAAGGAACACAGUCUUUAUCUCCCAAAAGGAGACGAGAGCACCCAAAUCGGUAGACGAGAAGAGACCUCAUCCUAGCCUUCAGCUCUAGACCUCCCGGCAGGUUCAAGUCCACUGCACCAGAACGUCACUACGAAAUCUAAUCCCUGCAUGCUCUCCUCAAAAUGACCGUUAUCAUUCAUUUCUCAAUGGACUUCAAUGCUAGUUUUGAGGGAUCUCUCUUCCCUUACUUUUUUGUGUACUUUUUAAGGGUUGUUCACUUCUUAAUUCCACCCCUCAGCUGUGUGGGUUCAGGGUGUGUUUGAGGGGGUUAUUACGUGGUUUGAAUCUCUUACUUGUGGUUUAAGUGCCAACCCCAACCAGAUAGCAGACCUGUACAACUAAUCACCAAAGAGGAGAUUUUUUGAGUACCAACAUUAGGAAUGCCCAGCCCUGGUCUGGUGUUUGGCUUUGUAUCCCUAAUGCAGAGGGGAUGAAGGGAUUCCUUAUUUCAAAUCAUGUCAGUAUUAAUAAAGACUAAAGCUAAUCCACG
This is a messenger RNA of Acipenser ruthenus (sterlet), 6969 nucleotides long. Its product is annotated as 1-phosphatidylinositol 4,5-bisphosphate phosphodiesterase gamma-1-like. The coding region runs from base 1027 to 4953 and encodes 1308 amino acids. NCBI's taxonomy places the organism in Eukaryota, Metazoa, Chordata, Actinopteri, Acipenseriformes, Acipenseridae. The transcript has 32 exons. Gene Ontology annotation, biological process: phospholipid catabolic process; phosphatidylinositol-mediated signaling; positive regulation of epithelial cell migration. Gene Ontology annotation, molecular function: protein binding; calcium ion binding; phosphatidylinositol-4,5-bisphosphate phospholipase C activity. The record is from RefSeq and is a predicted model, not a curated record.